AUGGAUCCUGGAGUGGUUCUGCUGGACUUCGCCAAGGCCCAAGGGGAGCUGGGCUGGCUCACCCACCCCUACGGCAAAGGGUGGGACCUGCUGCAGAACGUGCUGAACGACUCCUUGAUCUACAUCUACUCGGUGUGCAACGUCCUGGAGGGCGAGCAGGAGAACUGGCUCCGCACCAACUGGAUCUACCGCGGGGUGGCCCAGCGCAUCUUCAUCGAGCUCCAGUUCACCGUGCGCGACUGCAACAGCUUCCCCACGGCGGGGGGGGGCUCCUGCAAGGAGACCUUCAACCUCUACUACGCCGAAUCCGACGUGGAUUAUGGCACCAACUUCCAGAAGAGACAGUUCAAGAAGAUCGACACCAUCGCUCCGGAUGAAAUCACCGUCCAGGAGGAUUUUGCCUCCCGGAACGUGAAGCUGAACGUGGAGGUGAGGUCGGUGGGACCUCUGCGCAGGAAAGGGUUCUACUUGGCCUUCCAGGAUCUGGGAGCUUGCGUGGCCCUGCUCUCCGUGCGGAUCUACUACAAGAGGUGUCCGGAGGUGGUGAGGGGCAUGGCCAGGUUCCCGGCCACCGUGGCCGGCGUGGACUCGCAGCCCUUGGUGCAGGUGCAGGGCAGCUGCGUGGAGGAGGCCGUGGUGGCCCAGCAGGACCCCGCGCUGCACUGCAGCCCCGAGGGGGAGUGGCUGGUGCCCAUCGGGGAGUGUCAGUGCCGGGAGGGGCACCAGAGAGUGGGGGACACCUGCCAAGGUAGGCAUGGGGAGGGGGCUGGGGGGGAACAGUGCUGGCCGGAGGGGGGGGAGUGCCGGCCCUGCGACGGGGGGGUCCGCUACUCCCUGCCCCCCCAGGGCCUGACGGGGACGGGGGUGACUGUCACCGACCUGGAGCCGCACGUCAACUACACCUUCACGGUGGAGGCCCGGAACGGGGUGUCCCCGCUCAGCGCCCAGCGCAGCCUGGCCAGCGCCACCAUCAGCGUCAACCAGACGGAGCCACCCCGGGUGACGUCGGUGAGCCUGGACGGACGCACAGCCCCCAGCCUGCUCCUCUCCUGGACGGUGCCGCUGCGGCAGCAGAGUCGGGUCUGGAAGUACGAGGUCACCUACAGCAAGAAGGUGGACGAGAACAGCUACUCAGUGCUGCGCUGUGAGGACACCUCUGUCACCCUCCCCAAGUUGUCCCCUGCCACCACCUACGUGGUGCGUGUCCAGGCGCUCACCCCGGAUGGCCACGGGGCCUUCAGCCCCCAGCACGAGUUCCAGACCCUGCCUGAAGACACCGAGUCCAUGGCAUCCACCGCGGUCAUCGCUGGCUCCAUCGCGGGUGUCAUCUUUGUGGUCCUCAUCUUGGUUGCUCUUCUCUACAUCCUCAGGCGGAAGAGAAGGUCACGGCCACGCCAGUGCACCGAGGACGUGUACUUCUCCAAGUCAGACCAGCUGAAGCCCCUCAAGACCUACGUUGACCCCCACACCUACGAAGACCCCAACCAAGCCAUGCUCAAGUUCACCACCGAGAUCCAUCCAUCCUCCAUCACCCGCCAGAAGGUCAUCGGUGCCAGGGAAUUUGGAGAGGUCUACAAGGGGACCCUGAAGCGUGGGAAGAAGGAGGUGCCGGUGGCCAUCAAGACCCUGAAGGUGGGGUACACGGAGAAGCAGAGGAUGGACUUUUUGGGUGAAGCCACCAUCAUGGGGCAGUUCUGCCACCACAACAUCAUCCGUCUGGAAGGGGUCGUCUCCAAGUCCAAGCCCUUCAUGAUCAUCACAGAGUACAUGGAGAACGGGGCGCUGGAUAAGUUCCUGAGGGAAAAAGAAGGGGAAUUUGGUGUCAUCCAGCUGGUGGGGAUGUUGAGGGGCAUCGCUGCCGGCAUGAAGUACUUGGCCAACAUGAAUUACGUCCAUCGGGAUCUGGCCGCCCGGAACAUCUUGGUGAACAGCAACUUGGUGUGCAAAGUGUCUGAUUUUGGGCUCUCCAGAGUCUUGGAAGAUGACCCUGAAGCCACCUACACCACCAGUUCCGCCAUCUACCAGCUGAUGCUGCAGUGCUGGCAGCAGGAGCGCGCCCGGCGCCCCCAGUUCCCCGACAUCGUCAGCAUCCUGGACAAGCUGGUCCGGGCCCCCGAGGCCCUCAAGGCCUUGGCAGACUUUGACCCCCAGGUGUCCAUCCGCCUGCCCAGCACCAGCGGGGCAGAGGGGGUUCCCUUCCGCUCGGUCCCCGAGUGGCUGGAGUCCAUCCGCAUGGCCCAGUACACGGAGACCUUCCUGGCCUCGGGAUACAGCAGCAUCGAGCAGGUCCUGCAGAUGACCAGCGAGGAUAUCCGCAGGAUCGGGGUCCGGCUCCCGGGGCACCAGAAACGCAUCAUCUACAGCCUCCUGGGGCUGCAGGAGCAGCUCAGCUCGGGGGGGGUCCCCAUUUAA
Messenger RNA from Chaetura pelagica (chimney swift), 2412 nucleotides. RefSeq names its product EPH receptor A2 (gene EPHA2). Bases 1 to 2412 code for a protein of 803 amino acids. Gene Ontology annotation, biological process: protein phosphorylation; axon guidance; cell surface receptor protein tyrosine kinase signaling pathway. Gene Ontology annotation, cellular component: membrane; neuron projection. Gene Ontology annotation, molecular function: ATP binding; transmembrane-ephrin receptor activity; protein binding. The transcript has 15 exons. The record is from RefSeq and is a predicted model, not a curated record. Lineage: Eukaryota; Metazoa; Chordata; Aves; Apodiformes; Apodidae.